GCAGUAGUAACACAAACAGGCAGCCGGAUGACAGAAAGAGAAAAGAGUGAGUACCACAGCAACUAUAUUGAGGCUAUUUCUACUAAAUGUUCCUUUACUACUGUGUUAUACUCUCACUCACACUUCUGUGCGUAACGCUGGAUAUUAACUACCUUUUAACUAUUCGUUCAAAAAGGAUUUUGUUCUGAAACUUGCCACCGGAAGUCCUGUUGAACGUUGUAGUUCGUUGCUAACCUGUUGCUAGGCUGUUGCUAACGUGUUGCUAACCCGGUAACCCGGGGAGAGCGCCACAUGGAGGCGGUGCUGAAGAACCUGGCGAGCACUGCGGAGCUGCUGGCCGUGGCCGGUCACAGCGGUGUCGUGGAUCAGUGGGAUAAACAGACUCUCUCCAGAGCUUUUGACUGGGCCCGCUACUGCGAACACCUCUUCUCCAGGUUUCACAACAACCCCUCGAUACGGAGCAUCAUGGAGAAGCAGCUGCAGCUCACUAAUCAAAGUCUGCGAGCUGCUUUCCCUGGAUACACAGGCGUCUCCUUCACUGACCUCUCCAGGUGUCAGCACCUGUUGCUGGUUGGGCUCUUGAACAACCCUGAGCUGCCCAUCUCCAUCAUGAAGACACUCUUUGACACCACCAGUCUUGUUGACACCACACAGACAGGGCAUCAGGAUGUUACAGGCUUCUGCAGUCACAUCAUUCAAUGCAGAUCUGCCUGUAAAGUCCUGAGUCCUCUCACAGACCUGUCAGCUGGUGUUGGUGCUGAUGCUGAGGUGCAGGGGGUGAUGCUGAUGGAGAGGCUGGAUGCUCUGCUGAGCCAAGCCAGCCAACCUAGCCAACCUGAGCACAUUUUAGACUCUGUCCUCCAGGGAUGUGAAGGAGCAGUAGGACAUUUCUGUCUGGUCAUCGCUGCGGCUCUGCUGACGACGAAGAACUCACAAACUGCUUCACAGGAUUUUCUCUUGGACUGGCUGCAGAGAGAACAGCGUGUGCUGCAGCACAUGUGUUCUUCGCUGCCUGCUACACUUAUUAUAGACUUGGCCAAACAACACCGGAAAUUUAGAGAUGCUUACUGUGAUGUGCUGAAAAAGUGGGCCUCUGAUAUGGAGUACAGCAUGAGCGAGGGUGAAUGGGUUCAAACCACCAGCACAGACCGAAGAACAGUGUCCUUCCAGAGACUGACUGAGUACUUUGUGGCCUUGUUUGAGGCCUGUCCCUCUCUGAGGGGGGACGUAGAAAAAGAGCUUAAUGCUUUGAAAGUGUCUGAUGGGGACUUUGAUGUCAGAGGUCUGAGUGUGUGGGGAGACCUCCUGUCAGCAUUAAACAAGUGACUGUCGGUCUUGUGUGUUUCUUUACAGCUGGAAGAGAUGCCGAAAUGUUGCCAUAUAUACAGUAUAUAUCUGUUUAUAUCUUUAUGCAAUGGUUGACUAAGGUAUUAAACCUCAAUACUUCAUGAUACCAAA
This is a messenger RNA of Sebastes umbrosus (honeycomb rockfish), 1458 nucleotides long. It is a transcript of the gene fancf, whose product is annotated as FA complementation group F. NCBI's taxonomy places the organism in Eukaryota, Metazoa, Chordata, Actinopteri, Perciformes, Sebastidae. The record is from RefSeq and is a predicted model, not a curated record. The transcript has a single exon. The coding region runs from base 292 to 1326 and encodes 344 amino acids. Gene Ontology annotation, biological process: interstrand cross-link repair. Gene Ontology annotation, cellular component: Fanconi anaemia nuclear complex.